Caenorhabditis sp. 36 PRJEB53466 is the source of this 10898-nucleotide messenger RNA. The record is from the annotation of a GenBank genome assembly. NCBI's taxonomy places the organism in Eukaryota, Metazoa, Nematoda, Chromadorea, Rhabditida, Rhabditidae.
AUGACGUCGUUCUCGAACAUUGGAUUCGUGCCGUCGACCGAAGAGGAGCACGAAAAUGAAGACGGACGGGCGGAAACGUUUUCGGUCGAGGAGCCGAUGAGCGACGAAUCGCCACGUCAUCACAGAGCCACUUUUGGGUUUGUCCGGACCCUUUUUGGAACUGUAUUCUGAUUAUUUUCAGGAAAAAAUUGCGAAAUCGAGCUCCGCUGCUCGCCUCGACGCCACGUGUCAUUUGUCGAUUUCAGCGAUCGAAUAGGUAAGCAGAAAUCGCAACUUUUCUGGAGACCGUUUGCCGUGAAAUAUAAAUGUUCAAAUUUCCGCCCAUUCGUGUAUUUUGCAGUGUCCUGCCGUACUUCACUCGCGAGCCCACAUUCCAGCCGAUUCCCGAAUUUAUCGAAAUGUCCCAUGAUAUUCACGAUGUGUCGUUAGUGUCCUUUUGUGUUUCUAAUUUACAUCGAAAUACUGAUUUUUACAGCGAAAACAGUCAGGGAUAUCGAUUUUUCGAUACAAAGGUAUGUGGAUUUACUUGACUGGUUCCGUGGUGUCCGUUUGAUCUAGCUGAGUGUGGAUUCACACGCUGCGGCGUGUACCUCUCCACGACUCCGUGUUUGAAAAUAGAUGGAUCAUCACAUCACCCCCAAAUUUCUUCUUUUUCAGUGAUAAGAUACGUUUUUUUGCGACUUUUAGUCGUAAAAAUGAUUGGUAGAGGACAGCGAACCCAUUUUCCACGACAAAACCCAGUUUCACGGGAGAUAUUGCUUGUAGAUCGGCCCGAAUGAGAAAUGUGAAUAUUCGGCGCUUUUCGGCGGUGGAGCAUAAGAGAACAAGAGAGUUCUAGAAAAUAAGUUAUGAUUAUUGACUUCUGUACUUUUGGCCCAGUUGUAACUUUCCGAUCGGAUCUAAAGUUUACAGGCUUUUUUGGGCCAAGUUUCAGGCUGAUCGGACUAUCUAUCUGGUCUGGAAAUAUGUGGAUCCGAUCCUUUCGGCUUUACACUAUAUCUCCGGAUCAGAUAAUCGAAUCGAUCUGAAACUUGGCCUUAAAAAACUUUAAGCCAAGCCUAAAUACGCUUGCAAAGUUUGGCGCGGGUCAAAAGUACAAACCUCAAAAAGCGGAUAGUGUAACCCCGAACGUUCUUCAUUUUUUGCGUUGUGUCGGAACGGAUAUUAUCAGAACAACUGUGCGGGUCGUCAUUCGUAAAUCAUAACGGUCUGGACGGGCGGAAAAGUAAUAAAAUAUGUACAAGUGUCCCCCGUUUUUUGCCCGAUUUUCUCCAUUCUCUCGCCGUAUCUCUCGACAAUGACAAAUGACCUGAAACGGAAAUUAGUCACCGAUUUUGUGAGACGCGCAGAGAAAAAAGAAGAAGAAGAUAUCAGUCAAUCACUUUUUUUCUUCAUCAUCAUCAUCAUCAUCGACGACAUCGACGACGACGCCAGUGACGAUCGACAAAAAAUUGGGGAGGGAAUGGAGAAACGCAGAUUUUUGGGGGCCCGAUGAUAGCGUAUCAUCUAUCUUCUUCUUCUUCUUCUUCUUUUCGUAUUCUUCGACGACGUAUUCUCUCUCCCUGUUUCUCUCUUUUCCGCCCCACAAUUCAUUCCGAUUUUCGAAUGCGACAAUAUGUCAUUUUUAUGAUUAGGAGGACUUUUACAGAGUUCCAAUUGUCUAGAAUUUUAAGAAAAAGUAUUUAAUAAGAUUUGAAUAGUUGAAUAUUUCGACUAUUCUCUCGGUCGAACGCAUUUCAAUAUAACUUUCGAAGCUUUUUUUCUAUCCAAUAGUUUAGUUGACCAACUGAGAACUAAUGUUUCAGCGACAGACCUAACAAGUAUUGUGGGGGCCUGUUACUAAAAAUGUAUGCUCAAGGUUAAUAAACGUAGGGCAUUGAACAGUUGCAGUACAUAAUUUUUCAUGAAUCAGGACCUCAAAGUACUUUUCGUCGUCGUGUUUUCACUAAUAAAGUUGACCUAGUGGAUACUUUUUCAAACAGGGCGUAACUUGAGAAUGACGGAUUUUGGAAUGAAAUGAUCAGUUACAAAGUUGUUAAGAGCAUAAUUUGCCACAACCAUUUCUGUUGAUCACUUUUGAAAUAAUCAUUGGAUCUAGAGCAAUAGGUGUCUAAACAUGGUCCUUAUUUUGGUUUACUUUUGUGAGAAAUGAUGUACUACUACAACCUUAUGUAAGUUUUCAGUUUGACCACUAAUUGUUCGAAGGCAGCCGCCUUGAACCAUUGAUUUUGUCUGCACCACAAACCUAAUGAGAAUUGGUUUUUGUUCCAUUCCCGUAGCGCUUUUAUCUUUUUCCUCUUCUCCUUCUUUUUCUCGUUUCCAAUUUCAUUUUAUCACUGCUGUUCUCUUCUUCCCAUGACUUCCAAUCGAAGCAUUGCGCUUUUGUUCGGUUUCAAAAAUUGUCUUUAAGCAUUUUUUUAGCUGUUAUAGUUUUGCUAGCUGACCGUUGAAAAAUUUAUGAAAAAUUGUUUGAAGAAAACGUUCAGGACCGUCUAGACAUGAUUUUUCGAACCGUGUAGAUCAUGUUCGGAACAAUGUUCAAAAAACGGACAUUUAAUUUUUGUUCGACUGACGUAAAUCUGAUCUUUUUCCGAUUUUUUUUGUGUGUGUGUGCGCAUAAAAAGCAGACGGUUUUUGUGCUAUAAAUAUACAGAAAAUGCGGGCUAUUGUUGUUGUUUAUUUGAACGCUCAUUCACACGCGCUUCGUGCUUUUUGUACCUCUUCUUACUGUUACGCUUCUAGUUGGGUUAUGAAAAUUUAUGGAAUUUUCUCAAAAAUGUUUACUGUUUCUUUCGCAACAAACACUUUUUUCAAUACGCUCCCUAUAAAUAGGCUAUAAUUACAGGCUCCGUUCCCUCUUCACACCUCUUCCCAUUCUCAUCGUCUUCCGCGUCUCAAUUUUGAGAUUUUUCCGAAAGUCUUCAACUUUUCCAAGCGGUUCAUAGGUUGGUUAUUAGUUUUUUGAGAAAUACAUUGGCUUGAAAAAUUGCUGGGCCUGGACUUUUGAACCACUUGCAAUAAUCAAUAAUCAGAUUGGUGGGCCCAAACUUUGCAGACUUCUUGGACUUGAGUGGAAGUAAGACCCAAUAUACUUUAAUCCAAGCCGAACAAGCCUGCAAAGUUUGGGCCCAAUCGAAAUAUUUAUUAUUGCAUGUGGGUGGAAAGUCCGGGCCUCGGCCGGCUUUUUGCCCAAACAUUUGCAGACGUCGUCUUCAGAAUGCAACCAAAAUAAAUAAAAUUCGGUUGCAGACGUCGUCCGUGACUCUCUGCCUCGUUUCGGAGCGUCCGAAUCCGAGGAGUACGACGAGGAAGAGGACGAUCUGAGCAUCGAGGGCGUCCGAGACGGCGAUCAGCGGGAACACAUUAAUUUGUCGGAGAUUUUUCGGGAAAUUCCCAACGAGACCGUCAACGGCGGCGGCGUUUUCAAGUAAACAAAACAUUUGUGCUAUAAAAUUUACAAACAUAUUCAUUCAUGUUUCAGAUAAUUCUUUUGAAGCGUUAACUUUUUGAGCAGGCUAGGCCCCCCCCCCCUUCCACACUUUUGGUCGCCGUGUUUUAACAAAGCAUUAUUCAGCCUGAACUACGACAAAACGGACGAGUCGUCAUCGGUGGAGACAGUGCACUCGCCGACGUCUCCGAAUUUCGCGAAGAUGACAAUUUCGUCGUCGGAAAGCGAGGCGAACGAUCGCAAAGCGUCGGAAGCAGCAGAAAAGGCGAAGAAAAUGGGCAAACGACGGAAGGAGACUUCGAUUUAUCGCUCGGAAACUAUGAAGCUCUACCAGAUGAUUCUCGUCAAAGAGGCGGCGUUCGAGUGCGUCGCCGAGAUUGGAAAACACGGAAAUGUGCAGUUUGUCGAUGUACGCUUUUGGAACGUUGCUUGAAUUUUAAAUGCAAUUUUCUGGUUUCAUGAAUGUCACAAUGGCCUUAUUGCGGCCUGUGGUGUUUUUGGCCCACUUGCAGUUGACCGAUCGGACCCAAAAAAUGUUUUGACAUUACCCCUAGCUAGGCCUAGUAUGGAGCAUCUUCAGGACAAUUUCGGGGCCGCAUAGGCCGUCGAUUAUUCUAUCUAGCUGAAAAUUGUCCUGGAGAUGAGAUGGUUGACACCAAGGGCAAUGUCCAAACCUUUUUUGGAUCCGAUCGGUCAAAUUCCCUGCUCUGGAAUCAACCCCAAAAGUACAGAUUUUCACAAUUUGUCCGCGAAUUUUCCAGCAGCAGUUUGCUGCUCAUCGAUUUUUUUAUUUGUUUUGAAAAAUUGCAAAAAAUCGACGAACGGUAAUUGGCUUUUGAACAAAUCGGUGGUUUUGGGGUUGAUACGGAACAACGGUGAAUUUCUGCAGUAUCAAAUCGUGUUUCACAUUGCAAAAAUUGCAGCUAAACUCGAAGCUGUCGCUGUACUCGCGAACGUUCGUCAAACAGAUGCGUCGGUGCGAGGAGAUGGAGCGUAAAUUGCGGUUUCUCGAGCGGCAAGUGAUCACGUGCAAACCGGGCCUCGACCCGAAAGCCAUCGAUUUCGAGGAUUUGACGGCGCCGACGCAAGCGGAAAUGAUCCAAUUGGAGCACCGGCUCGACCAGCUCGAGCGCGAAUUUGUAGAUUUGAACAAGAACGACUAUCAGCUGCGACGCAAUCUCAACUCGGCCAGAGAGUUCUUUCAGGUCAUGAAGCUCGUCGACGAAUUUUUUCAAGUCGUAAGUUGUGUUUAAAUUAAAUGCCCAAAUUCUCGUUUUUAUUCGUGUUUCACAAAAUGUCAAAAUCACAUUUUUGAGCACUGAAUAGUAAUUUUUUAUAAUUAUUGUCUUACAGCACAAAGAGGAGGAUGCGAAGGCGCGACUCGAAAGAUCGGCCACCACCGACGACGUUGUCCGUUUUUUAAAAAUUGCUUCAUCUCGACAAGUUGCACAUUUUUUCAGGAAAUUUUCUCGAAAUCAUUUUCGAAAUCGAUGCCUACGGCCACCGAAGUGCCGUUGACGCCGCUGCUGAACAGCGACGAUAACGCUUGGUGAGACAUAAUGUCUCUGACAUUCUGAAGGAGGCCUGUCGCUAAAAUAUUAGUGUGUGUGUGAGAUAUUUUUACCAUCGGAUAGAGCGUAAAAAGUUACACAUGAGUCCAGAACAUCAUUUCUCCCAAAAAUUAGUUUUAGAGCCACAUUUGAGGCCUCAACGUACUUUGCUUCGCUUUUUCGCUGUUCGCACUCAAACUUUUGGGGCCCGCAUGUCAGGAAUCGUGCCAGUAGUCAUGGAUCCAUGAAGCGCUCUAUCCGAUGGUAAAAUAUCUCACACAUUAAUUUUUUAGUGGCAGUCCUCCUCUAAUCAGUUUUCUAAGUUUGUGGCAAGAGUUCUAGAACUUCAGCGUUUUUCCGGGAUUUUAGAAAUAUUUUCCUGAAAUGUUUGCCGUUUUUGUACUGCACACGGUCUCCAGAACUUACAAUAUGAGCGGGCCUCCGUCAAAUAACGGUUUGUAAAUACAAACAUUUUGAGCGCUCGAAAAACAAAAAUUAUCAAAUUCACGCCGUUUUAGCCGAGAAACUUCAAACGGAUAAAUGUGAAUUGCGACUUGACGGAUUGUUACGCACUUGCGCUUAAAAAACUCGUCAAUCGUUGCAUCGAGGCACAAAUGAGAAGUUGUCAGUUUUUCGCGGCUAAAUUUUGAAUCUCGCUCCGAAAUGUCGUCCAUUAUAAGCUCUGGAGACUGUGUAUGAUGGCGUUUUUUUUUUCUUGGAUUUUUGUUUAGGUUCGUGGCGGGAGUGCUUCCACUCGAAAAGCGAAACUCGUUCGAACGGAUUCUGUGGCGUGCGUGCCGUCGAACGGCCUUUGUGCGCACUUCCGAAUCCUCGUUCACCAUCAACGAUCCGGUUACGGUAGGUCUAGAAAAACUGAAAAGCAUAGGGUAAAACGUUCGACGGAAAUUGAGCAACGAAGAAACAAAGAAUAGAAGGCUUUAUCUGGUUUUGCUAGUAUAGUUUUUGUGGUGGAAUGAGACAGACAUUGAGGAGAGAGAAUGCGCACAGUUAAUUGGGAGUCUUGAAAGGUCAUGGAUGCUCUUCCGACGGCCUAUGGUCAUUGGAGUACGGCUGAGAGUCGGUUCGGACGUGGCCUCGGAUUGUCCUGGCCGAUCGGCAAGAUGGUCUGAUGGGAAUGUCAGGCGAGGACGGCUCGACGUGGAUUUGGACCCUGGAAAGUCCGAAAGGGCGAAAAUCUGGAAAAGAUUACUGUUUCUGGUUAAUGUCUUUUGUGAAAAUGCACUUGUUGUUUUUACCAUCGAUGGAGAGUUCUUAACGGGAGCUUCUUCCUUUUUCUUGCAUCGAAUCAUGUCGGCGAGCAGUUUUUCCUCGAACCUGGGCAGCGAGUGUUCAUCUUGAUCGAGUUGAUUACUUUGAAACCACUGUACUCGUUUCAAAUUUGUUUUGCUCGUACACUUUUUAGCACGUGGCUUGAAUGGUGCUUCGGAAAUCACGGAGAACCAAGGAACCGAUCGAACUGAUAUACCAGCAAUUAAACAUCCGACGAUCAUAUCCGCGGACCGGGAGACAUACCUUUUAUGAAUCAAAAUUUCAGCUAGAACCGCUUCAAAAAUGCGUUUUUAUCGUCUUCUUCAAAGGAGAAUCGCUGCGUCUGAUUGUGGAAAAAGUUUGUGAUGGGUAAGCUAUCUUUCAUGGAAAUUUGCGGGAAAAAAAUGCCAAAAUGUUUGCAGCUUCAACGCCACACAAUAUCCGUGUCCGAAAGCGUCGAAAGACCGGAAAAUGAAGUUGUCAGAGACGGAAGGACGCAUAAACGACCUGACUGUGGUCAUUGACACCACACAAACGCAUCGGUAUACGGUAGGCAUUUUCUCUCUUUGUUUUUUUUUCUCACAAAAAUCUUUUUUCAAGCAAAAUGGUUUGCAGAUUCUCAAAGAUUUGUCGUUCGAGAUUCCGGUGUGGCUGAAAAAUAUUCAAAUUCAAAAAUCGGUUUUUGCGAUCAUGAACAUGUUUACGGUCAGUUUCCUUUUUUCUCGAAAUUAAUUUGAAAACCCUUUGAAACGUGAAACAUUUUCAGGUGGAUACCAACGGAUUUUUGGCCGGCGAGUGCUGGAUUCCGGCCCAGGAGGAAGAGGACGUUCGCGAGGCGCUUCACGACGGAUUUGUACGAAUUUUCUCGAAUUUCUCCCCCGCUUUCUCCCUAAUUUUAUGCGCAUUUUUUGCAGAAAGCGAGCGGCACCGAAGUGGAGCCGAUUCUCAACGAGCUCUGGACGAACGCGGCGCCGCCGACGUGGCACAAAACGAACAAAUUCACGAGCGUCUUUCAGAGUAUUGUCGAUUCGUACGGAGUCGCACAAUAUCGGGAAGUCAAUCCCGGUUCGGUUUUUGCGAUUUUUGAGCAUUCUCAUUCUACUGAACAGAUUGUGCUGAGCAGUUGCCAAUCUUCGGCCACAUUUUUGUAGCCCGUGAACUUCAAACCUAGACUAAAUUGGAGAAUAGACUGCAUUUUAACUUAUAUCAAAAGAUUAGACACAUUUGUGAUCAUAUUUUCGAGAGAAGGCGGUAAAACCAAGAGUGGUAAAUUGUGCAAGAGCGGUAAAUUGAGUAAACGUUGAAACAUUAAUUUCUUCACGUUUUCUUCCCGAAGAAAUUCAUGAAAAUUCAGAGUGGCAAUAAUUUUGCGAGGUCUGUGUACUUCUCGUGGUCUCCAUAGCAUUUUCUGAAAAAUUAAUCAAAAUUCGGGACUUUGAGAACAUUAAUCCCCCAUUUUGAAGUGCACUUUAAGAAAAAAAAAUGUCACUUUCUUCGUGCACAACACCUUUAUUGAUGCUUUUUUCAGCGCCGUACACAAUAAUCACAUUUCCGUUCUUGUUCGCCGUGAUGUUCGGCGACGCCGCGCAUGGACUCAUUCUGCUCCUCGCCUCGUUGUAUUUCAUUAAAAACGAGAAGCGGAUUGAGAAGAAGAAGAUUCGCGAUGAGGUUUCUUUUCUUUUCUUGCUACCGUAAAUACUGUAAUAGAAGGGCACCCUCAAUAUUGUGUCCAUUUAAUGCAGCGUAUUUCGGCUGUCAGCUUCAUAGAGAUUAACGACAUAGGGGGGUGCCCUUCAAUUACAGUAUUUAUGGUAAGUAUUUCUCUUUUUGUUUUGCUGAAAUGGUUUUUGCUGUUCAGAUUUUCAACACAUUUUUCGGCGGCCGGUACAUCAUGAUGCUGAUGGGAUUGUUCUCGAUCUACACGGGAAUGCUCUACAACGACGCGUUCGCCAAAUCGGUGAAUGUGUUCGGAUCGGCGUGGAGCAACUCGUACAAGUGCGGUUUAAAGGAGGCGCAUCUGUGGAGAAAAUUGGAAAAUAAGUAGACAACGCACACAUUUUUCUCGAUGAUUUUUUCAGUAGCAAAGUGCUGUGUUUAUCGACUUUUUCAGUUUUCCGAAACUUGUCCAGUUUUACAUUAUUAGGGGGGUGAUGAGGGUAAUGUUUUCACUCCGGGCACAUUACUUAUAUGUAAAUGUGUUGAAACUGCAAAUUUUUUUUUUGCAGCGAAACGCAACUCGACUGGUGGAUAGCCCGUUCGGCGCGAAAACGGCGGCAGUUCUCGUUGGAAUUGGUGCCCGAAAAGGCGUUUGAUAUGGAGGUACUGUGGAGAGCCCCAAUACUUGUUUAUAACCCCAUUAAUUGUUUACUUUAGAACACGUAUCCGUUCGGAGUGGAUCCGGUCUGGAAUAUCGCCGACAAUCGGCUCUCGUUUCUGAAUUCGCUGAAAAUGAAGGCGUCCGUCGUUAUCGGCAUCGCCCAAAUGACUUUUGGCGUCUUUUUGUCACUUUUGAAUCAUGUGUGAGUUGAGAAAAAUGUGAAUUUUAGAUCAGCGAUGGGCGCCGUCGCAAUUUUACGUCUCCUCGAGAAAUGUCAGCCGGAAAGUCCACGUGUGGGCUUUUUUCCGAUGACAUUUCUGUUUCUCCCCGGCCUCGCCCAUCUCUGUUUCAGACGCGUUUUCCCGCUAAUUUUUCUGCGCUCCUCAACGACUUCAUUAUUGUUUUGACGGUCAACGUGUGACCGAUUUCAGGCACUUCAAAUCGUACAUUGACAUUCUGGUCAACUUCGUUCCCCAAAUCAUCUUCCUCACGUGCAUUUUCGUCUAUUUAUGCGUCCAAAUCAUCCUAAAAUGGCUCUUCUUCUCGGUCUCCUCCGCAACUGUGCUCGGAUUCGAGUAUCCAGGUCAGUCACCGCGCAUUUUGUUAUUACCGCAAUCGCGCUCUGUCGAGCGACUCGUUUUGCAGCGAUUUCGAUUUUCCGUUUUCUAGGCUCUCACUGUGCGCCGUCGCUGCUCAUCGGACUCAUCAACAUGUUCAUGUUCAAAUCGAGAAACGAGGGAUUUUAUAAUGGAAAUGGAGAGGUGGUCCGCAAUUGUCACCUCGUCUAUUGGUACCCGAAUCAGGUAUUGUUUUAUAUUUGAAAUGUUUGCUUUUCACCAAUUUUCCCUCUAUUUUUUGCAGCGUCUCAUCGAAACCCUCCUGAUCGCGAUUUCGGUGGCGUGCGUGCCGGUGAUGUUGGUCGGAAAACCGCUUUGGGUCCAUUUUCGGACGGCGAAACGACGCCGUCUGCAGCAGGAGACGAAAAGUUUGAAAAGUGUGCGGCGGAACGGGAACGGAACCGCUCCGACCAGUCCCACCGUCGAAAUGGGACCGCCCACUUUUGUAAGUCUGAAAAAGAUGCUGACGCUUGUAAUGAUCCCGUCGGGCUGCCCCAAGUCACUAUUUCUCGGGACCAGAUGAUCCGAUCGCUCUAAAACUUUGACCCAAUGUACCCUGAUCCAAGUUCAGAAAGCCUGCAUGCGAAUCACAAAUUUUCUGACAAUUUUCGACAAAAUCACCAUUCUCUUCAGAGCGAUCAGCCGGAAGACGCGGAAUUGCUGCUGGCGGACGAGCUGGACCUGGCCGAAGAAGUGCAUCACUCGCUGUCGGACAUUUUCGUGCACCAGGCGAUUCACACGAUCGAAUUCGUGCUCGGAUGCGUCUCGCACACCGCCUCCUACCUCCGUUUGUGGGCCCUCUCGUUGGCGCACGCGCGUAUGAUUUUUUGCGGGCAUUUUCUGGGACAUUUUUGAGUAUUGCAGAAUUGUCGGAAGUGAUGUGGCACAUGGUACUCAUUCAAGGCCUCCACGCCGCCGAUUUUGUCAAAGACGAGCAUUUGGCGAUGAUUUUGAAGCCGGCAGUGGCCGCGUUUGUGAGUUUCAGACGGAGAAUUUCUUUUCAGCCGGAGAAUUUCUGAGGCAAUAAGUGGACACUGCUGGAAUGUACCUUCCGUAUCAACCCCAAAAGCACCCCGAUUUUUCUCGAUUUUUCCAGCAGCAAAUUUCUGUCUUUCGAUUUUGUUUUUUUCCAGAUUCACACGGUCAGAAAUGUUUUCUAGCUCGGCACAUUACUUAUUCUAACGGAUCGUUCUACCCGUCACUGGAUAUGCUUCAACCCGACAAAAUACAAAAAACAUUAGAAACUGAAAAUAUGUUUUCUGUCGCAUUUUCAGUGACGGGCGGAAAAGAUCGUUAGAAUAGGUAAUGUGCACAAAAGGAAAUUAUUUCAGGUCGUGUGAAACUGGAGAAAAUAUGAUUUGCUUGGGAAAAUUGAAAAAGUCGAUAAAUAGCAAUUUGCUGAUGGAAAAAUCGAGAAAAAUCUGUGCUAUUGUGGUUGAUUAUUUGCAAAAAUGUGCAUAAUUUGUUUGCAGUCGUUCUUCGUCUUCGCCCUACUCUCCCUCUCGAUUCUGAUCAUGAUGGAGGGAUUGUCGGCGUUCCUGCACGCGCUCCGUCUUCACUGGGUCGAGUUCCAAUCCAAGUUUUAUUUGGGCACCGGCCACCCGUUCCACGCGUUCUAUCUCAAAGAGAACCUCGAAAAUGCGCAAUUGGUGACCGAGGAAACCGAUCGGAUGGCCGACAUUUCCAGAGGAAAUUAA